CAUUUAUUCCUGACAAAUUUCGAUACUCAAGUUGCAAGUUUAGAGGAGCUACGGGACAAUGUAACAUUUGCUGUUAAUGUUACCGCCAUACGUAUGAGACAACGUGAACUUGAAAGUGAAGAGGGAAAUAUUUGGAAUGAUGUCGAUUUACCAACUAUGAAAUUGUUACCGGAUUUAAUACACGAUGCCGUGAUGUUAUUUUAUUUAGCUGUUAAAAAUAUUAGUGUCAUGUAUGAAAUCAAUCCACCGGCUAUACCUUACACCUACGAAGAUGGCAAUGAAAAUCCAUGGCCAAUGGGUUUAUAUAUAAAUCGUGUUAUGAAAUUUAUUGCCUCCGCCGAUGAUAGUCACUUCCAUAUGAGCUAUAUGCAAUUCGAUGAUGGUGGCCAACGAAUAAAUUUCACAUUGGAAAUCUAUGAACCGGUAGAUAAUUAUUUAGCUACAGCAGAUGGUCAUAUCAGUCAAAAGGUAGUGGAAUUGACAAAUAUCAAAAAAAUUGUCUAUAAAGUGGCAACACGUAUUGGAGAACCGUAUUUUAUGUUGAAUCGACUCCGCUUUACUGAUGCUCAUAUGGGUAUAUGUGAUCUGACCAUAACUCAAAAACGUAAAACUGUUGUGGAUUUUACGGUGCCCUUUAUGCAAUUGGGUAUCAGUAUUUUGGCCUAUGAAAAACCAAUUGAACAGAAAUCCUGGAAUGCAUUUUUGGAACCAUUUACCAAUGAAGUUUGGAUUUAUGUUAUGUUUUCGAUUUUCAUCAUGGCAUUUCUGUUUCUAUUUAUGGCAAGAAUAUCGAAAGGUGAAUGGCAAAAUCCCCAUCCCUGUAAUAAAAAUCCUGAAGUUUUGGAAAAUACUUGGAAUGUUUCGAAUGUCUUCUGGCUGACAAUUGGCUCCAUUAUGACAGCCGGCAGCGACAUCUUACCACGAAGUGCUCCCAUGCGUACUUUCAAUGCCAUGUGGUGGAUUUUUGCUGUAAUCAUUGCAAAUUCCUAUACAGCUAAUUUGGCGGCUUUCUUGACCAACAGUAAAAUGGAAGGUGACAUUAAGGGCGUUGAAGAUUUGGCAAAACAGAAUGAAGUGAAAUUUGGUACCAUUGAGGGUGGCAGUACCUAUACAUUCUUUUCGGAAUCGAAUGAAACCGCCUUUCGUUUGGCAUACAAUAUGAUGCAGUCACAAGAUCCUUCGGUCUAUACGAAAAGUAAUAAUGAAGGGGUAGAGAGGGUGUUGAAAAAUAACGGUUCCUAUAUGUUUCUAAUGGAAACCACCUCGUUGGAGUACAAUACCGAACGGAAUUGUAAAUUGAAGAUGUUGGGCGAAACUUUCGGAGAGAAACACUAUGCCAUUGCUGUGCCGUUUGGUGCUGAAUAUCGCUCCAAUUUAAGUGUUGCCAUACUUAAACUUGGUGAAUUGGGAAAGUUAUUCGAAUUGAAGAAAAAAUGGUGGGUUAAUGAGAACAAAAGUUGUCCCCAAAAAACCAAAGCCAAUUCGGAAACAAAUGAUUUAAAUUUCACCGAAGUGCGAGGUAUAUUUUAUACCCUUUAUGUUGGCCUGUUCAUAGCCUAUGUUGUUGGCAUUACGGAGUUUUUAAUUUAUGCCCAACAUGUUGCCGUUGAAGAAAAGUUAACAUUUAAAGAAGCUCUAACAAAGGAACUGAAAUUUGUUCUAAAAGUUUGGAAUAACAAGAAACCUGUAACACCUGCCUGUAGUACAGCAUCAUCAUCGCAUCGAUCCGGUAGUACUGACAAAUCGUCGAAGCCGUAUGCUAUACGUUCGGAUAGAGUGAAUGGUACAAACGAUAUGGAUGAAAGGAAAAGUGCUUUGUUCUACGACAAUGAAUUCGAAAUUGAGGAAGCCUUUGUGCAAUCGAUUGAGUUCGUAAACACCCUGAGCAAGGAUGAAUUUUUACUACAGCCAAUCGUCAUGAGAUUAAAUACCUACGACAGCACAAUGUUUAUUGAAAAGUAUGACGUAGUUGCAGUACUCGCAAAUAUAACUGGUAUACCAAACAUCCUUUUCGAUACCAUUAUCGAGGAACCUGAGGAACAAAAGGCUGGCCAUCAGUUAACAGUGAAUGUCUAUCCGGCACAACAAAUGAUUUCCAAAGCCUAUUCCGAUAUUAUUCACAACUACGGUUGGAGGAAAUUUAAUUUGGUCUACGACAUCGAUGAUGAUACCGCUCCGAUGAGAUUACAGGAUAUUAUUCAAUUAAGAGAUCUCUAUAUUGAUGCUGUUCGUUUGCGAAAAUAUCGUAAGGGAGAUGAUUAUCGAAAUUUAUGGAAGAGUAUGAAAGGUGAUCGAAGGGUAAUUUUAGACUGCCCAGCCGAUAUAUUAGUGGAAAUGUUAAAUGCCUCGAUACCGUUUGAUAUGACUGGGCAAUUUAAUCAUUUAUUUUUAACAAAUUUGGAAGAUCUGGAAGGUAUUUUGGAGCCAUUAAGAAAUAAUGAAACGUUUGCUCUAAACAUUACCGCGGUGAGAUUUAAAGAGAUGCCUACCAAUUUGCCAAAUUUAAAUCAAGUUAAUAAUGAACCAAGCCAAAAGUUAUUACCCAAACUAAUACACGAUGCUGUGAUGUUAUACUAUUUGGCUCUAAAAAAUAUAACCACACACUAUAUUAUAGAGGAUCCUCCUCAGUAUACUUGUGAGAAUUUAGACUUCAGUGGUGAAAUGGGUCGUUGGCCUUUUGGCGAAUACAUUCGGAGGAUAAUGGGCCAG
This is a messenger RNA of Musca vetustissima, 2709 nucleotides long. Its product is annotated as glutamate receptor ionotropic, kainate 2-like. The annotation marks the transcript as partial. Gene Ontology annotation, molecular function: transmitter-gated monoatomic ion channel activity involved in regulation of postsynaptic membrane potential; glutamate-gated receptor activity. The record is from RefSeq and is a predicted model, not a curated record. Lineage: Eukaryota; Metazoa; Arthropoda; Insecta; Diptera; Muscidae. Gene Ontology annotation, cellular component: postsynaptic membrane; plasma membrane. Gene Ontology annotation, biological process: monoatomic ion transport; modulation of chemical synaptic transmission; synaptic transmission, glutamatergic. The transcript is spliced from 12 exons.